UUUCAUACUCUUUAUCCUCUAGACCGACAUUAAAGUACAGUCAAGCUUUGCUAGCUAGAUAACGAUGAAGAACCUUAUCGACCCUAUACUUUCGAGUCCAGGUCGAAAUCUUCAAAUCAUUCGUUAUGUCACAUCUAUUGUGGCAAUGAUACUUAUUAUAUGUACAUUAGUAGGUCCAUCAAUGUCCAGUAACAAAUUUUAUUUUUCUAAAAUUAGUUGUGGACAUCUUGAUCUUUCUAAUGGGAUUUAUAAUUCGCUUAGAAAUGCUGUUUCUGCCUCUUCAGUUGACCAGGGAAAUAGUGAUUAUCCAGUGGAUUUAUCAUUAACAAAUUCAGAAAUCACUAUAUUUUCUGAAUAUGCACAAGCUCAAGUGGCAAACACUCCUCAAUAUAUUGUUGAAUCGUUAUGGCAAUGGUGUUCCGGAGACUAUGACGUGGUAACUACGAAAACCAAACUGGGCGGAACACGUACAAAGGAUGAAAACUUUGAAGUGACAUGUCAUCGGAACAAAACAAAUGCUUUCGAUUAUAGAAGUCAAUUGGAAUUUGUAGGAUUAGAGGUGAUUGUAGCAUAUGCAUAUCAAGGAGUGGAAUCUAAUGGGGAUUCUACUUACGAAAGGAGUACCACCAGAAGAAGAAAAUUGUACAAACUUGUACCGUCUGCACUUAUAUUUGCAGCUUGUUCACAAUUUGUUACGGUUAUAUUUGCUUUAAUAUUAUAUGGGAACAAAGGAGUGCAACAUGAAUUGAACCAAUUGAAGGCGUUCCUUGUUCAUUUUCUUGCGGUAUUUUCCGUUGCAUCCUUCUGUAGUGUUGUGAUUGCAGUCGCCAUAAUGACAUAUUUGGUUCAUGACGUUCAAAAGGAAAUUCAACAACAAAUGGUUGAUUUUGGAAUUUCUGUUAGUUAUGGAUCGAUAUGGUUUCUGUUGAUAUGGUGUGGAUUUGCAAUGUCAUUUCUAGCAAUGCUUUCUUGGGCAUUCCCACUUUGGUGUGCAAAUCCAGUCUUGAAAGACGAUAAUGAUGAAGAUUCCAUGGUAUUAGGGAGACAAAUGACUCAAAGAAGCAUUCGAAGAUCCAAAAAGGGUACCAUGUCAUCCCGUACAGUAGCAACCGCCACCUCUACCUCUAGAAGAGAUGGUGAAGUCAGGGGACCAUUAUUGGAUGAUAUGGAAGGUACAAUUCCCUUUAAUACGGAGUCACAUGAUCUUACCAGUGAUGAAAAUGUAGAAUAUAAUGAACGACAACUAAAUAGACUUCCGGGAGAAGAAGAAUUUGGUGAUGAUGAUGAUGAUUUAUAUCAUACCGAUCCUACUGCCAUUCGAAAUAGUGUUACUGGUGAACAUGAAUUAAGAAAAUUAGGAGAAUCAAUUUCGAGGAAAUCGUCAGUGAGACAUCUUAAUCGUAAAAUUUCGUCCAAAAAUAACAGUCUUUCCAGAACAAAAAGACUUCCAACUCCAUUAGAAUCAGACGUGUUGUUUGACGAUGUAUACCCUACAGUGGGGAGAUCGGAUAGUGCCCCAUCGCAGCAUUACCGGGAAGAAACUUACGAUGGGUAUAAUAAUAUCCUCAAUGUUGGUAGAACUGGUAGUGGUGGUGGUGGUUCCAACCCAAAAGCGGUCACACAAAAGAAACUAUACGGGAAGGACUUAUUCAAUUCAGAAGGUGGCUACCAGAACAAUUCCAACCCAUUUGCUGCACAAUCCGACCUUUUAAAUGCAUUUCAAAGAAAUAAGAGAGAAUCUACAGGUGAAGAAUCAUUCUUGAAUGAUGAUGAAAUGGAGUUUUUGGACUUUAAUAAUUAUAUAAAUAGAGUUAACUAAAUGAAAUAGAAUAUCAGCCUAUUUGCAUAUAAAUUGUAACAACACAAAUCCAUUCU
This is a messenger RNA of [Candida] anglica, 1875 nucleotides long. The record is from the annotation of a GenBank genome assembly. NCBI's taxonomy places the organism in Eukaryota, Fungi, Ascomycota, Pichiomycetes, Serinales, Debaryomycetaceae.